CGCCAUGCCCAUCACUACUUGUUCGUUUGUUUAUAAUGUUAUUCGUGCUGCUGAAAUGACGUCGAGAACUGUCAAAACGGGCAGCAACCAAAACACAGCUCAGCCCGUACCACAUCGUACACCAGUUUUUAGGGACAAAAUUGUACCAUUUUUUUUUCGUUAUUUAUAAAAUAGAUAGGCAAUAGUUUUUUAAGAAUGCUCUCCGUGUGUCGUUUGUGUGCCCGGUGGGGUGAACCGUUUGCAGAAAUGGACACCAUACUGGUAGAGAAUCUGCAGCCAAACAAGGCGAUCAUGCGAAUGUUUGGCUUCGAUCUUUCUUGUUCACCAUCGUACCCGAACCAAGUGUGCCACGAAUGUGUUCAAAGCCUAGAGUACAGCUUCGUCUUCCACCAGCAGCUGGUGAAUGCGGAAACGCUGCUCCGUACGCUGCUUGAAAAGGGUCAGCUUGAGCAGCGUUUGCUGGAGAAGAAAGAGGUAGGAGAAUCACUGCAGCCAGCGGUGGAGCUGUUGGAAGUGAUUCCACUUUCCGAUAUGCCACAGCACAGCGAGGCUGGCUAUGCUGACCCAGACGAACCAAAGAAGACCGUCGAGAGUUUAAGCGAUGGAGGAGAAUCGCUGCCGGAAGAGAAUGGCUGGCCCGAUAAGUCGGCGGAAAAAGUGAUCGAAAUUAAGAUCGAAGCCAUCGAGGAGUUGGAAAUUAUAAGCAGCCCACUAGAGGGCGGUGAAACAAGCGCUGUGCCAUCUCAGGGAGCAACACAUACGUGCGAUGAUGAAGAAUCGCAUUUCCUGCAUCGAAAAAACAGCGGCGAAGCAGCGUUGGAGCUAUCGAACGAAUCGAACCGCAUUUCCAAUGCCGAACAGAAAGCGAUCCGUGCAAUCGUGCCCAACAAAUGUUACGUGUGCUACAAAGUGUACGCCAACGAGGCCGAACUGACGGCGCAUCUGAUCGAGCACAACGAGCUGCUUCCCUUCCGCUGCCGGCAGUGUAGUACAACCGACCGGGUGUUUGAGUAUCGUACCAUACGCGCCCUGAACAAGCAUCUCGAAUCGCACCGCUACCCGUUCGAUUGUGGCGAGUGUCGGUUGCGCUUCCGCAAGAUAACUGCCCGCAACGAUCACUUUCUGCGCAUGCACAUGUCCGAGGGCGUGUACACGUGCGAACGGUGCGGUGUGGAGUUUCAAGAUGCGCGCAAAUUUCGCCUCCACAUGGCCGCCCACCGGAACAUGGAGCUGCAGCGGUACAAGUGCCCCGUCUGCUCGAAAGCCUUCCAAAGCAGCACACUGCUCGAGCGGCACAAACAGAUACACGCUGCGAAACCACUGUUCCAGUGUCAGCACUGCAUGCGAGGGUUUAACUCGAAAAGCAACUACAUGCAGCACAAGAUGCUGCACCUGCAGCAGAACGCGUUGAUACACUGUGGGGAAGCGGGUUGUCGGCAGAACUUUACCAACUACCGCGGCUGGCGCCGGCACAUGAAGACACACUACCCGCAGGAGGCGGUGUACUGGGAGUGCAGGGACAUGCUGCCGGUUACGCUGCACGAUACGACCGGCUACCCGCAACCCUGCCCGGAAGCGGGCUGUACGUACGUUGCCGCAUCGCUGCCACUCAUGUUUGCCCACUACCGCGUGCACUACAAGGCGUUCCGGUGCGAGCAGUGCGACGGCAGGUACUCGAACGCAUCGGCCCUGCGGCAGCACGUGGAAAUACGCCACGAAGGUGUGCGCCGGUUCGAGUGCGAUCGGUGCGGCAAACGGUUUGCGUACCGGCAUAAGUUGCGUGAACACGUUGCUGUCCAUCUGGGGGUGCGUAACUUCAAGUGUAAGCAGUGUCCGCGUAAGUUUAGCAGCUCAUCGAAUCUGGCCGCGCACGGGAGUACGCAUGCGAGCGAACAGGCCGCUAACAGUAGCCGGCGUUGUGCGCUGUGCGCAACGACGUUCGUAUCUGCGGCGGCACUUGCGCAUCAUCAUCAGGAGUACCAGCGAUUGGGCCAAUCGGGCGCGAGUGCGUGCGAAAGGAUCCAGGCAAGGAGGCAGGAGGAAGAGGGUUUGCUGCGGCAACGUGAAAUGGAGUCGUCCAGCGAUUAGGUGAGUCAGUGCUCGAAGGAACACGUUUAGCUAGCCCGUUAGGAGAUUGUUAAGUAAGUGUGGAUUGAAAAAGGUUGAGCAUUAAGCGAUGUUACUAAUCAACGAAGUGUAAUUAUCAUUAUGGUGUAAUUAAAUUCAGUGAUUAUCAUGAAGGUA
Anopheles coluzzii is the source of this 2244-nucleotide messenger RNA. RefSeq names its product zinc finger protein 3 homolog. The record is from RefSeq and is a predicted model, not a curated record. Gene Ontology annotation, molecular function: zinc ion binding. The transcript is spliced from 2 exons. Lineage: Eukaryota; Metazoa; Arthropoda; Insecta; Diptera; Culicidae. Gene Ontology annotation, cellular component: nucleus. The coding region runs from base 196 to 2088 and encodes 630 amino acids.